This is a messenger RNA of Capronia epimyces CBS 606.96, 1959 nucleotides long. RefSeq lists its product as uncharacterized. The record is from RefSeq and is a predicted model, not a curated record. The transcript has 2 exons. NCBI's taxonomy places the organism in Eukaryota, Fungi, Ascomycota, Eurotiomycetes, Chaetothyriales, Herpotrichiellaceae. Gene Ontology annotation, molecular function: protein binding. Bases 1 to 1959 code for a protein of 652 amino acids.
AUGCCCUCCUCAAAGAACAGCCACAAGUCCACGCCUGCGCCACAAAAGGGCCAAGGCGGACGCCCGGUGUUACUGACGCGGGACGAUCGUCGAAUCAUCAUACGACUGGCUCUGUUCUCUGCCUCAGAUUGCGACGGCAUCGUAGUGGCAGGGAUUGAGGGCAAGGUCGGGGCAUCAACAGUCCGAGAUGUCGUGAAAAGCCACCUAGGUCCUGACUAUGGCCGAUUCAUGUACUCCCAUGAUAAAAAACAUCCGAGGGGCAAAGAGACCUUCGACAUUGGACGCCGAUGUCUCAAAGAUGACGAGAGUGACCUCGAGGCUUAUAUCCGUCAAGGGGCCGACGGUGGGGUGGUCGCUCCUGACCUGCCCGACGGGCCUUCGCCAAAGCGGAGAAGAGAAGACUAUCCUGCUGAAGGGGAUGAGCUCGUCGGAUUCAAUUGGGUUGUCGGGCUCCACCUAUGCGAUGCCCCUAGGCAGAACAGCAUCCGCGCUGAUUCUCAGACACGGAACAAGGAUCGUGCUCACAAAAACGUGGCUCGCUCAACUCAGAAGGCGCGUCUCACGCCCUCAGUACAAAGGAGGGUGCAUAGUAUGAGGAACUUCAGCAGGAGAGUGCAGUGUACGAGGAACUUGAGCCAGACAAAGAGGCGCAGGUCCAAUCCGCCUUCAACAUCUCCCAUGACUGAGAAGCUGAUAAGGAUACUCGUGAAUCUUUAUCCUCAUCUCGCCGCGAACCAUGGCAGUAGCCAGGUGCCAGAAAUCCUUUAUCUUGCGGAGGAUGCUGGAGUCGAGAUUGCAAAUCACCCAGCCUUUACGCUACAGGAUUGGCAUGGUACCGUCGACCGCUUUGGUAACGUGCCACUUCACUAUGUGGCCACUAGGACCUCGAACAUUCUGCGCUCCAUCAGACACCUGGUCACGUUGGUCCCGGCAGAAAACCGAGCCGAGUGCUUGGGCGCCCAGAAUCAGGCAAAGCAGACUUUCCUGUUCGGUUUGGAGCCGGAAGGCCUCAUCACCGACCGAGACAGUCCCGAAUCCUUCUUAUGCGGCCUGGAGGAAAUCUUGGAAUAUAUCCGCAAAGAAUCCCCAGCAUUUGAUUUCAACCACCGGGAUUGGGAUGGACAGACCUUCUUGCACCAAGUCCUAUACUGCGACUGUAAUUCGAAAGUCAGAUCCCAGUUGCAGAAACCGAAUGUGGCCAACAGGCUGCAAGAAAUCUGCAAGAAUUUCCGCAUCGACCCAUCCACCAUGGACAAUUUCGGCUACGAUAUUAAAUCUUUCUUCCCGGACAACAUCGAGGAGGGACCGCCCUCUUCUACUUGGACUGCUUGGAUUGAGCAGAAUGGAGGGAUGGACUUCAACAAGCUGCUCGCGAAAUUCCAUGAACAAAGUACCACCGACAUGGGCUUUUCCCAGUAUGACCGAGACGGAAACACGUUCUUGCUGGCAUUUAUCAUGCCUGCGGGUGCGGCCUCUGGUGAAGUCGACGCCAAUGUUGUGAAAGAUGUUCUUCACUCCAUCCUGAAGAGAGUCGAUUGUGUUGAUAUGCGCAACAGGCGUGGAGAGACGCCGCUGCAACUGGCGACAAGACUCGGCCUCCCACAUGUGGUGUGGUGCCUUCUCAAGAACGGAGCUUCAAUUGCGGUGAAGGACAAUCGCGGCACAGGGCUUUUCAGUGCUGCGAGAAAGGCUUACCACGACCGACGAUACUCCAGCGACGAAGGAGCAUUCUGGAGAGAAAUCGACAUGAUGCUCUGCGUAUGCCUGCUUUCUGAUGUUGCAUGUGGUCACAAAGUCGACAAGGAGUCUGACCUCAGGUUUCGGCCUUAUCAUUCGCCUUUUCGAGAAACAAACACGCGGGGAUAUCAGGGGCCGACGCGCUCGACCAAGAAGCACCCAAAGAAAAAAAUGUUUCACAUCCGAGACCACCCCCUCUACCAGAGAGAAUGGCGGUUCUGA